GAGCGAGCUCCGAAGUUGACUACCCGGAAAGCGAGUCGUGUCGCCAAGGCCAUGGCUCUGCAGAGCCUUUGGGACAGUCUGCAGCCCUGGUGUCCUUUGCAUCUCAGCGUGGCAUGGGUGGACACAGUGUGGGAAUUGGACUUCACAGAGACAGAACCUUUGGAUUCCAGCAUAGAAGCGGAGAUUAUAGAGAAUGGAUUGGAUGCAUUCACGAGACUGUAUGAAAGUCUUUUCCCUUUUGCUACGGAAGAACACGGAUCUACAGAGAACCUUUGGACCUUCUUCACUGAGAACAAUAUUUCUCACAGUGUACUCGUGGCAUUAUUUUAUCACUUUGUUCAAAUAGUACAUAAGAAAAACAUCAGUGUGCAGUAUCGAGAAUAUGGCCUUCAUGCUGCUGGGCUUUAUUUUCUGCUACUAGAAGUACCAGGAAGUGUAGCCAAUCAAGUAUUCCAUCCAGUGAUGUUUGACAAAUGCAUUCAGAUUCUCAAGAAGAGCUGGCCUCAGGAAUCUAACUUGAAUCGAAAAAGAAAGAAAGAACAGCCUAAGAGCUCUCAGGGUAAUCCAAGAGGGAAUAGAAAAAGAGGAAAGCCACUUAGAAGAGAGGAUAUUGAGAUGGAUGUAAUUUUACAAGAACAAGAAGAUGAGGAGAAUAUUUGUUUUUCUGCACGGGACCUUUCUUAUAUUCGAAAUGCCAUAUUCCACCUGUUGAAGAAUUUUUUAAGGCUUCUGCCCAAGUUUUCCCUGAAAGAAAAGCCACAAUGUGUGCAGAAUUGUAUAGAGAUCUUUGUUGCAUUAACUAAUUUUGAGCCAGUUCUUGAUGAAUUUCAUGUUUCACAAGCCAGAAAUCUUAAUGAAGCAAAAUACAUACCAGAACUGGCUUAUCAUGGAUUAUAUCUGGUGUGCUCCCCAAUCCAUGGAGAAGGAGAUAAGGUUAUCAGUUGUGUUUUCCAUCAAAUGCUGAAUGUAAUAUUAAUGUUAGAAGUUGGAGAAGGAUCUCAUCGCACCUCCCUUACUAUUACUUCACAAGUCAUUAAUAGUAGAAACCAGGCAGUACAGUUCAUCAGCUUACUUGUGGAAGAACUAAAAGAAAGUAUAUUCCCGGUCCUUCGUAUCUUACUCCAGCAUAUUUGUGCCAAGGUGAUAGAUAAGUCAGAGUACCGGACCUAUGCAGCCCAGUCCCUGGUUCAUUUGCUCAGUAAACUUCCUUCUGUGGAAUAUGCUACAUUCAUUGCCUGGCUUUACAGAUACUCACGAAGUUCCAAGAUCCCACAUAGGGUUUUUACUCUUGAUGUUGCCUUAGCUCUAUUAGAACUACCAGAAAGAGAGGUGGAUAACACUCUUUCCUUGGAGCAUCAGAAGUUCUUAACGCAUAAGUUCUUGGUACAAGAAAUUAUGUUUGACCGUUGUUUAGACAAGGCACCUACUGUCCGCAGCAAGGCGUUGUCCAGUUUUGCACAUUGUCUGGAGCUAUCUGUUACUAACACGUCAGAGAGUGUACUGGAACUUCUCAUUAACAGUCGUGCAGUUUCAGGAAUAGAGAGCCACCCUGGUACCUUAUUGAGAAAUUCAUUAGGUUUUUCCUUUCAGAAGCAGACGUUUAACCCUUCUGGAGCCUCAGAGAUGACCAGUACAGACAAGAGUGCUGAAACAGCUCGAUCAGGGGAAAGAUGUGUCAUGGCAAUGCUGAGGAAGAGGAUCAGGGAUGAGAAGACCAAUGUUAGAAAAUCUGCACUCCAGGUGUUAGUGAGUAUUUUGAAGCACUGUGAAAUAUCGGGUAUGAGGGAAGACCUGUCAAUUCUGCAGGACCAGUGUCGGGACCCCGCAGUGUCUGUCCGGAAGCAGGCCCUACAAUCUCUUACUGACCUUCUUAUGGCCCAACCUCGAUGUGUCCAGAUUCAAAAAGCCUGGCUGACAGGGAUCACCCCCGUUGUGAUGGACUGUGAGAGCACUGUGCAAGAGAAGGCCCUGGAAUGCCUUGACCAGCUCCUGUUGCAGAACAUUAAGCAUUACAGUAAAUUUCAUAGUGGAGAUGACAGCCAGGUGCUAGCUUGGGCACUUCUUCCUCUCCUUACUACAGAAGGCCAGGAACUGAGUCGUUAUUUAAAUAAGGCUUUUCAUAUCUGGUCCAAGAAAGAUAAAUUCUCAUCCACUUUUAUAAAUAAUUUGAUAUCCCACACUGGCACGGAACAUUCUGCACCAGCCUGGAUGCUGCUCUCCAAGAUUGCUUGCUCAUCACCGAAGCUGGACUACACCAAAAUAAUCAAGUCCUGGGAGAAAAUCAGCAGCCAACAGAAUCCCAAUUCAAACACCCUGGGACAUAUUCUGUGUGUUAUUGGGCAUAUCGCAAAGCAUCUUCCUAGGAGUACCCGGGACAAGGUGACUGAUGUUAUCAAGUGUAAGCUGAAUGGAUUUCAGUGGUCUUUAGAGGUGAUCAGUUCAGCUGUUGAUACUUUGCAAGGCCUCUGUAGAGCAUCUGCAGAGACACCUGUGGAGGAACAGGAAUUACUGAAGCAGGUGUGUGUGGAUGUCCUCUCCACUUGUGAGUGCUGCCUCUCCAACAUAGUCCUUAAGGAAGAUGGAGCAGGAAAUAUGGAUGAAGAACUAUUGGUGAAAUGCAUUUUUACCUUAGGAGAUAUAGCCCAACUGUGUCCAGCCAAAGUGGAGAAGCGAGUCUUCCUUCUAAUUCAGUCCAUUCUAGCUGCUUCUGCUGAUGUGGAUCACUCGUCAUCUCAAGGUGCCAGUGAUAUCCCCACCUCACAACCGCUUUCCCAGUUCAGAGGCUCAGCCAUGCCUUCCAUGAUUAGAGCACACGCAGUCAUUACCUUAGGCAAGCUGUGCUUACAGCAUGAGGACCUGGCGAAGAGGAGCAUCCCAGCUCUUCUGCGUGAGCUCGAAGUGUGUGAUGAUGUGGCCGUCCGCAACAAUGUCAUCAUUGUCAUGUGUGAUCUCUGCAUUCGGUACACUGUCAUGGUGGACAAAUAUAUCCCCAAUAUCUCCAUGUGUCUGAAGGACUCAGAUCCAUUCAUCCGAAAGCAGACACUCAUCUUGCUUACCAAUCUCUUGCAGGAGGAAUUUGUGAAAUGGAAGGGCUCUCUGUUCUUCCGAUUUGUCAGCACUCUGAUAGAUUCACACCCAGAUAUUGCCAGAUUAUGUGGCAUGAAUAAUUCUUUUCAAGCAAGUCUGCAGUUGGAAAAUACAAUGUUGAAUGCCAUGGCAAAAGCCACCCCAGCUGGGAAAAGUUUUGGGGAAUUUUGCCUGGUUCACCUGCUACUGAAGAGAAAUCCUGUCAUGUUCUUCCAGCACUUCAUUGAAUGUAUUUUCCACUUCAAUAACUAUGAGAAGCAUGAAAAGUAUAACAAAUUCCCCCAAUCAGAGAGAGAGAAGCGACUUUUUUCACUGAAGGGAAAGACAAACAAAGAGAAACGAAUGAAAAUCUACAAGUUUCUUCUAGAGCACUUCACAGAUGAACAGCGAUUCAAUAUCACUUCUAAAAUCUGCUUAAGUAUUUUGGCGUGCUUCGUGGAUGGUGUCCUUUCCCUGGAUAUGGAAGCCAAUGAGUUACUGUCAGAUACGUUUGAAGUCCUCAGCUCAAAGGAGAUCAAACUUUUGGCAAUGAGGUCUAAGCCAGAUAAGGACCUCCUGAUAGAAGAAGAUGACAUGGCCUUGGCCAAUGUAGUUAUGCAGGAAGCACAGAAAAAGCUCAUCUCACAAGUUCAGAAGAGGAAUUUCAUAGAAAAUAUUAUUCCAAUUAUCAUCUCCCUGAAGACUAUGCUUGAGAAAAGUAAGAUCCCAGCUUUGCGGGAACUCAUGGCUUAUCUCAGGGAGGUGAUGCAGGAUUACCGAGAUGAAGUCAAGGACUUCUUUGCAGUUGACAAACAGCUGGCAUCAGAACUUGAAUAUGACAUGAAAAAGUACAGUGAACAGCUAGUCCAGGAGCAGGGGCUGGCGAAGCAGCCAGACGCGAACAGGACAGCUGAGGGGGGCAGCAUGGCACCAGUGGGGCAGGUUGCUCUGAGUUUAGAAAUAAUGCCAGCUCCUGUUGGCCAAGAAAAUGCAGCUGUGGCCCCUGGUGUGAGCCACCCCUCAACACCCAGAUCAAGCACUGGUAGAGUACCUUCUGUGCCUUCUCCACCUGACACUGGGCCGUUGAAGAUGUUAAUGCCCAAAGCCAGGCCCAUGUCCCUGAGUACCAUUGCAAUCCUAAACUCUGUCAAGAAAGCUGUGGAGUCGAAUAACAGGCAUCGGAGUCAGAGCUUAGGAGUGCUGCCUUUCACUUUGAAUUCCAGAAGUUCGGACAAGAGCAGCAGUCAUGGCUCUUCAUAUAGCUUGAACCAAGAAUCUCGCGGAUCUAUCGACCAUCUGACUAAACGAGCAAUCAGCACCCCUGACCGGACCAUCAGUGAGGUCUCAUUUGGAGCAGCGGUCAGUUAUAUCAGCAUGCCACAGACUCCUUUUUCACACAAAGAGAAAAGUGAAGUCCAGAGUCAAGGACCUGAGAUACUGUGUUUAUCACUGCCUGAUAAACCGCCUCCACAGCCUCAGCAGUGGAAUGUCAAGUCUCCAGCCAGGAAUAAAGACAAUCCAACCCCCAGUAGGCGGUCCCUCCGAAAGACCCCCCUAAAAACAGCCAACUAAACAGCGCAUUCCAAGAGCUGGCCUGGAAGGGAAGGAAACCUUCUUGUUUUGUGCAUGUGGAAAGGCAGCUAUGUCACUUCCCUCACACUUCAGAGAUGCUUUCAUCUUGGAAUACCAAAGCUUUCCUUUAUGAUUCUAGCACUCUUAUUUACCACCUUUUUUUAGCUGGCAAAUUUUUUAUAUUUCUCUUCAUGAAACAUGGCUUAAAAAAUUGUAAAAUAAUAGAGAAGUGUCAGAUUUAGAUUUUCUUAUGCCUAAACUUUAGGUAUUUAAUGUUAUACUUUUAUUCCAUUUGAAAGUGUCAAGUAAAUUCUGAUAAGCUAUAUUCCAUUAAUAAAGGUUAAGUAAUAAAAACAGCCUUCCAGUAUUCAGUAGAAUUUUUCUAUUUUAGAAGAGGGCUUUUAUUGGUAGUCAUUUUAAUUUUACAUGAAGUAUUUAGGAAGAACAAGACUAAAUCCUAUCUGGUAGGAAAAAAAAUGAUUGAUUGAGUUCAUCUUUAAGGUUUGGUUCAUCUCUUGCCUUUGUUCCCAUAUAAAAGUUGUUUGCCCCCAACAACAGACAUCUUAUUAGUACACACAUACAACUCCUGCUUAUGAAAAAACAGCUUCAUGUCCCUUAUCCAGAGUUGUACUAAUGUUGGCUUUGGUGGCAGUUUGCCAGGGAUCACUGCUGUAAUGGUGGGACGCUGUUAGUCUCCUCUGUCAGCCUCGUUAAGUCAACUUAAAACGUGUGUGUUUAUCUUUUGUUCAAGAACAACCAGAAAUUGGUUCCUUUUUAAUCCCUUUACUACAGAAGUGGAAGUACAGAGUUACAGUAAAAACAUGUUUCAAUAUGAAUGUGGUAGCUGGAUUUGAGGAAUGGAGUGUCACUGUGUUCUGCCCCGCAGCUCUCUCACAGUGUACGCACUGUCCUGACCCUGGGCCUGUCAUGGUGGAGCAAGUGACAGCGCCGCUCUUCGGCGAGCAGACUGGUGACACAGCUCCGUGUUGGUCCCCUUGGCGUGCAGUGUAGCAGUCUCUCUGCCUGGGGCUAGACCACUGUACAUAUACUUGCCCCGCAAAAUGCCAGGAGUGAGGGGUAAACCAAACAUAAGAACAAAUGAGAAAGAAAGAAAUAAUGAGGCUCAGGUGGUUUUUUAAAAAGCUUUUUAUAAAUGAGGUUUAACAAAAACCAAGUUACAGGUGUGUUGUUAGUACAAGUUGGUAACAUAACGUACAGCAACAUCCAUACCAAAGGCCAGAAUAACAGCCUUGUACAGGCCUCCUGAAUCAUUAGUCACAUUCUUAAAAAUACAGUUUUCCUUUCUGUCUACAACUUUGCAUGCCACUUCUCUACUUUGUCAUACCCAGUUGCAGAUGGCACUAGGGUAGAAAAAGACUUUACGAUAUAAAAGGGGAGGCAAUAAGGUGACCCUAUCACUAUGACAACCAAGAUGAAGACUAGAGUGUGUGAUUUCCCAACAGAGAGGAGGAGGGAGCGUCCUUUUCUACCAAGAGGAGGUGAAGAUGAAGGGAUAAUCUUAAUUCUAAGCAUUCGAGAUACAGAUACAAAAGGUAGGUACCAUUAAGCAAUUACUGAAGAGUUGCUCACUGCUUCUGCCAAAUACCCCACGGCAGAGUUAUUUCACGUAACUUAGAAAAGUCAACAUGAGUCUCAAGUAUUUUAAAAAACUGUCAAAGCAUUAAAAAUUAAGACACUGAAAGUUUAAUCACAAGAUGAUGACAUUCUUCUACAUAAAAACUAUCCUUUAAGUACACAAUGGAAUUAGAGGCGCUCCUUUUGAGAAGCUCCUUGCUUCAAAGCACAUCACAUGGCCUCACAUGGCCUCACAUGGCAGUGUAACUGAGCCUCAGAACAUCCGCUCUGCAAGACCAGGCAUUUAGAAUUAUGUUUCUAAUGCCCCCCACAAAGUGAGCAGUGUCUCAGGCUGGUAGAAAAUUUAAAAUCAGAUUUAGAAAAUUGCUUUUGAUUCAGGCAUUUUAUGUUCCUCACCAUCAGGCUUUUUAACCUGGCUGCACUAGGAUAUUCUUCAAAAGGCUGGACUGGCUGCUACCACAUAAUGGUUUAUUGUGAAAUGAGACAGAGAACCUGUGGUGUCUGAGUGCUUUCAUCAUGGCAGAGAGAAACAGCAGAAUUCAUUUUCUUUAAAAAACUGUAGUUGACAGAUUUGAUUUCAAAAUUGCCUGUGGCCUGUUCAGUCUUACAAAAAUACACAAGUAAUUAAAAUGAAUUCUAAAAACAGCAGUAGCUGCUUUAUUUUAUGAGCCAUCCACAACCAAAACGUUGAGCUCUGACACACUGGCAUCAAGGAACCCAAAGGCUGGGAUGCCACACGGAAGCCACCCAGCUUCCCUGAAGUGCCCACCGCAGAACUGUCCUGGAAUGAACUAAGUCGCACAUGAUGGGUGAGACACAGUAUUAAAGCUGGCCAGGACACAAAGCCAUUGUCAGGGCUCUUGAAAUAGGAGUGGAUACUUGGGCCAGCACUUGGAAGUGAGUAGCCAACAGCAUUGUAGAGGGGCGGUAUGUGACUUAACCCCAGGAGUUGCCUGAAGUUUGGACAUAUGUGUCUAAGAGCUUCUGGGUGGUCUUUGGACAUAGGUAACUUUAGUAAUCUAAGGAAGAGGCAGUUCAAAGCUAACCUGAGAGCUCCUUAUGUUUUCCUUUGGAAAGAUGCAACAGGUUUCAACAUUGCUCUACUGGAACUUUUAAAAGGUUUCCUAAGCAGCAAUGGUCUGAUGUAUAGAUGGCAUAAGUCCUCUUGUGAAAAAUGCUAAAACUUUUAUGGAAAAAGGAAUGUUCCAGUAAGCCUCCUUGAGAGGAUUCCUUGGGUAAAAUACUCUAAAUAUUGAUAUUUUCCAAUAUAACACUAGUAGUUUGGAACUCCGCUAACAGUUCAACUUUUAAAAAAAAAAAAGGUUAUUUAACAUUGUAUGAUAACAUAUUUACAGUUUAAAUAGAAAUUUUCAAUAAUCAAAAUAUAUUUUUAGCAAAAAUUUAGGAUGUAAAAUUUUAUAAAAUAAACAAGACGCAUAGAAAAGCAAAACAUUAUUUCAGUACCAUUUCAGAUUUAGCCUAAGAUGAAGGUUUUCUUUAAAAUACUGAAACCCUCCAUGGACAAGCAAGGAUCCUGCAGGUAAAAAGACCCUUUUUUUAGCAAGCAAUUUACCUCCUGAUUUUGGUCAUUUUUACAAAAUGCUGAUCCGAAAGUAUUCUCCAAGAUGGACACUACAACACUGAUCAAAACAGACUUUAACAAAUUGUGAGGUGCUUUAAAGCCAGUCAAUUGUAUAUAAACCCCUUCUCUGGGUUCACCUGAUCAAGCUAUGCAGCUAGUUUCCUGCUGGGG
Messenger RNA from Trichechus manatus latirostris (Florida manatee), 7987 nucleotides. It is a transcript of the gene NCAPD3, whose product is annotated as non-SMC condensin II complex subunit D3. The coding region runs from base 52 to 4638 and encodes 1528 amino acids. Gene Ontology annotation, biological process: mitotic chromosome condensation; meiotic chromosome condensation. The record is from RefSeq and is a predicted model, not a curated record. Gene Ontology annotation, molecular function: histone binding. Gene Ontology annotation, cellular component: condensin complex; condensed chromosome, centromeric region. Lineage: Eukaryota; Metazoa; Chordata; Mammalia; Sirenia; Trichechidae. The transcript is spliced from 36 exons.